AUGAUGCAUCCGACUCGAAGGCGACACCUCACGCCUCCGGAUCAUCUGGGGCGGACACUGCAAGAACCAGGUCGACUGGCUCUGGGGAAUGUGGCGGCAUCAUGUCAGAGAUCUUCGAGCCGAGUGAUUCUUCCGACGAAUCCUCGCCUCACGCAAGUCUAUCCGACGAUAGACUUGCGUGGUGAUGGUGGUGAUGCCCCUACGCAUCACCACGAGAUAAUCAAUUCGAGAGAUCGAGCUGCCACUGGUGUCCGUGCUCGUGCUGACACCACUCAAGAGGCCAAGGACCGAAAUGUCCUGCGUCACGCUCUUCAAGUGGAGUCUCCUUGGAUGCCGCCAUCCCAAGAGUUAGAUCGAGUGCCCGACAUGGCCACCGAACAGGAUUGA
This is a messenger RNA of Peronospora matthiolae, 387 nucleotides long. Lineage: Eukaryota; Oomycota; Peronosporomycetes; Peronosporales; Peronosporaceae. The record is from the annotation of a GenBank genome assembly.